Molecule: messenger RNA, 1174 nt
Organism: Arabidopsis arenosa
Lineage: Eukaryota; Viridiplantae; Streptophyta; Magnoliopsida; Brassicales; Brassicaceae
Source: the annotation of a GenBank genome assembly
CAUCAUCUUUCUCUAUCUCUCGUCGACCUAUCCAAUGGCAGAUUCCAAGGAGCUUGGCUCGGCCAGCCGGCGAAUCUCCGUCGUCACCAACCAUCUCAUCCCUAUCGGAUUCAAUCCAACUCGUGUUGACUCAGUGGAACUCUGUAGUGCUUCGUCGAUGGAUGAUAGUUUCCAUAAGGUUCACGGUGAAGUUCCGACCCACGAAGUCGUUUGGAAAAAAGCUGAGUUCUUUGUUGACGGAGAUAAUAAGGAGUUUGUUGACAUUAUUUAUGAGAAAGCCCUUGAUGAAGGCAUUGCAAAGAUUACUAUAAACCGGCCAGAGAGAAGAAAUGCGUUCCGGCCUCAGACUGUGAAGGAGCUUAUGCGUGCGUUUAAUGAUGCUAGAGAUGACAGCUCUGUUGGAGUCAUCAUACUCACUGGCAAGGGAACAAAAGCAUUUUGCAGUGGUGGUGAUCAGGCGUUAAGAACACAAGACGGUUAUGCUGAUCCCAAUGAUGUUGGCCGCCUUAAUGUUCUUGAUCUUCAGGUUCAGAUCCGCAGAUUGCCAAAGCCAGUUAUCGCGAUGGUUGCUGGUUAUGCUGUUGGAGGAGGACAUAUCUUGCACAUGGUCUGCGAUCUAACAAUUGCAGCUGAUAAUGCUAUUUUUGGUCAAACGGGUCCUAAGGUUGGAAGUUUUGAUGCUGGUUAUGGAAGUUCCAUCAUGUCUCGUCUGGUUGGUCCAAAAAAGGCACGAGAAAUGUGGUUUAUGACAAGGUUCUACACAGCUCCUGAAGCAGAAAAAAUGGGACUUAUCAAUACAGUUGUGCCGCUAAGAGAUUUGGAGAAAGAAACUGUGAAAUGGUGCAGAGAAAUCUUACGGAACAGUCCAACUGCAAUCCGAGUGCUUAAGGCAGCACUUAAUGCAGUUGAUGAUGGCCAUGCCGGACUUCAGGGACUCGGUGGCGAUGCAACACUCUUAUUCUAUGGAACCGAAGAAGCUAUCGAAGGAAGAACUGCUUAUAUGCAACGCCGACCACCGGACUUCUCUAAAUUUCCCCGGCGACCUUAAACUCACUUCUAGCUCAGUUAAGGUGUUUUUGUUACAGGAUUUGUCCUCAUUCCAAUCCAUGUCCUUUUUUUUUUUCUCAUGUGCUUGUUUUGUUUACCAAACUAUGAAUAAUGGAUUUAAAUUUAG